AUGUCGGAUCAAGCGUCAACCUCGGCGGAUGCGCCGUUGUCAGCGCUCAGCUCAUCCACGCUCGGAUCCGCUCCCAAACGUAUACGACAUCGCGAGACGCAAAUCGGUACGGCCUACGAGCUGCAGCGAAAUGCGGCGAUGAAAGGUGCGCUGUUGUACACAGCUCUCGGCGCAUCCAGCUGUUUCAUGGCACACCACCUCUUCCCCGGCUUCCGACGUCAAACCCUCGCCCUCAAAGGUUUCAUCACCUCCGGUUUCACCAUCUUUGGCUUCGUAGUAGGCGCAGACACCGUUCUGCUCAGUCACGAAUCCCAACAACGGUCCGAAGAGAACAUGGUCAGGAGUAGAGCCAGAGCGGAGCUGGGAAAGAAGGGCAUCGUAGCGAGUGAGAAGGAAAUCGAGAAAUGGAAGGACGAAUACGUAAAGCAAAAGUUGGAAGAGAGGAGGUUGAGGAGAGAGGAGAAGUUGAGAAAACUGCAGCAAGACGAAGCAGAGUCAGGAUCAAGCUCGACUUGA
Pseudozyma hubeiensis SY62 is the source of this 516-nucleotide messenger RNA. RefSeq lists its product as hypothetical. The transcript has 2 exons. Bases 1 to 516 code for a protein of 171 amino acids. Lineage: Eukaryota; Fungi; Basidiomycota; Ustilaginomycetes; Ustilaginales; Ustilaginaceae. The record is from RefSeq and is a predicted model, not a curated record.